This is a messenger RNA of Debaryomyces hansenii CBS767, 819 nucleotides long. RefSeq lists its product as uncharacterized. Bases 1 to 819 code for a protein of 272 amino acids. The record is from RefSeq and is a predicted model, not a curated record. Gene Ontology annotation, cellular component: mitochondrion. NCBI's taxonomy places the organism in Eukaryota, Fungi, Ascomycota, Pichiomycetes, Serinales, Debaryomycetaceae. The transcript has a single exon.
AUGUUAGUUGAACUCAAUAUCAAACAUGGUCUACUGUCACUAUCUAAUAUUGCGUCCACUCGUUUAGGUGUACGAACAAUAUCCAAUAUUGCAAAUAUUCAGUCAUGCCAGGCAUAUCUAAACUAUAGUCGACAGAACAAUAUUAACAUCAACUCGACUCUAUUUCGGGGAACUCUAUAUGAGCUACUUGCCAAGCAGUUAAUGAGCAGCCUCUUGAAUUGUUGCUCGUUGACACGCAUAGGUGGAUCGUUUGACCAAGGUAUUGACAUCUUGGGAAAGUGGAACUUGGGCCACUAUUGGCACGCAUUGGAACCCAAGCCAGUCAAUAUCAAUACAACAAAGCUACAAUUUGGAUCCAUUCGCCCGCUAUUGAAAGACUCAAGAGAAUAUAACGACUAUCACGCGAUACCCCAGUCUGAACGACACAAGCAGGCCAACCUCUCGUUGGAAAACGAUAUAAAUGUAUUGGUGCAGUGUAAAAAUUAUGAUACAAAAAUCAAGCCGGCCACUAUUAGAGAGAUCUCGGGUCUGUACCACCAUCAUGUAAAUACUAAACAAGCAAGGAGUCGUACGUUCAUGUUUCUUGUAUCUCCACGUCCAUUGACUUAUCUGGCAUUGAAAAUAGUUGAUUCAUUGCCCAUACCGAUGAUCCAUUGCAAGUUAUCUAUCUUGAAGUUUGAAAAAGGUGAUAUUUAUUCCGUAUCCAAUUGGAAUGGAGGUGAAUUGGAAGCAUUAUACAUGAACGCCGUAGCUAGGGCAUUACUCACUGGCCUAAAUUUGGAGUUAGAAUUUGAAAAAUUAAAAAGCAUAAAUAUGUAA